Messenger RNA from Penicillium arizonense, 1323 nucleotides. RefSeq lists its product as uncharacterized. Lineage: Eukaryota; Fungi; Ascomycota; Eurotiomycetes; Eurotiales; Aspergillaceae. The record is from RefSeq and is a predicted model, not a curated record. The coding region runs from base 1 to 1323 and encodes 440 amino acids. The transcript has a single exon.
AUGGCUACACUUAGCCAGCUCCCAAAUGAAAUCCUCCGCUUUAUCGCCGAGCAGCUAGAUUCACAGAGUGACCGCCUACACCUGAUUUCCAGCUCUCGGCAAAUGUACUAUACGCUACUGCCAGUUCUCUACUCUCGAGUGCGUAUUUGCAACUGCGAUACUAGCAUUCGAGCCGUGAUUCCAUUGGUGAGUACGAUUCUGCGAAAUCCAACAUUAGCAAAAGCGGUUCAUUACCUGGAUUUGGACAGUUGGGAUGACCAGUCAUGGAAGGAAGACCCCGAUAUUCUAUUUGAAUAUGAUAAAUAUGAUGGAUACGACGCCAACCUGAUAGAAAAUGCUGAUUGUCACAUCCCCAGCUCCGCGGAAGAGAGAGAGUACCGGAUCCAAGCCCUGAGGGAUGGAUACUCCGAUGCCUGGCUAGCUAUUCUCAUUCCACAACUCACCAACCUGAGAGGCAUCAAAAUCACCUGGCCAUACGAGGCAAGGAGAGUCAGAACGAUGUUCUCCAAAGCCGCUGAAGACGGCGGCCGUUUGUUUCCACAUCUCAAAGAAGUAUUCGCAGAACAUUGCGACACGGAAAACAGCGCUGAGGCAUCAUGGAUGGACCCAUUUUUCAAGUUCCCGGCCAUGCGCAAAUUGAGUGGAAGAAUGAUCGCCGACCGUGAUCACGAUCACGUCCCUGGGACUCGCAUCCUGCCCUGCUCCGGAAUCGAGGAAAUCGACCUCGAUAUGAGUAACACAGAAUAUGGAUUCUGCGUCUGGAUACAGUCCUGCAUCGCGCUGAAGUCAUUCCGUCUUGAAAUUGGCGGGCCGAUCGUCAGUGAGUGGUCGAUUCACUCUCAUCGUCUUCGAGAAUCCCUUUCAUACCACAAGACAACGUUGGAGAAGUUUUGGCUCCGGACGGAUGAAGAAACUGAUCCAGAUCUCGACGAAGGGUGGAUUGGGUCUUUUGCGGACUUUUGCGUGCUGAAGAUGUUGCACAUUCCUUUUGCGAUGCUGGUUGACUUUAACGAAGAAUCUGCGACAAAUCGCGACCUUGUAUCCUUGCUGCCACCAUCUUUGGAAUCUUUGUAUCUAUGCCAAUGUGAUUCUGGGGUGACCAAAUUGGCUAUCGAUGAAGUUGAAGCUUUGUUAGAAUCGCGCUGCCUGCCAAACCUCACUUCAUUGGGUCUUGAAUGCCAAAAGCCUCUCGAAGCAGCACGAUGCAGGUUGAGCCUGAUUUCCACAAGGUGUGAAGAGGCGGGUAUAACCUUUGUCAACUUACCUCAGGGGCAGCAAGAGACUUGGGACUAUUUGGCAACAGUUUGGCCUCAUCCUUGUUGA